GUGGUGCAUGUUCACUUGUUCAGCGCAGUAGCAAUAAGUUCUAUGUCCUUAUCUCUGGUGGCAUUUUCGAAAUUACACGCUCAUACGAGCAAUCUUGUCUGUCUUUGUGCAAUUCCCAAUUUCUUUGUUUUCGAAAUAGAGCAUCGGCGAGCUUGUGUCAAUUUCAGCUAUGAACUAAUUAGAGCACGCCCACCAGAAUGUGCAUCUCCUUGAGAUAGUGCCUUUUACUAUUUCAGUAGUUUUCUCUUUCUCAAUCAGAAUUCAUGGCGUCUUUAAUGCUCAAUGGACCUAAAACCCCUAUCUUCAUCGGGAAUAGCAUAGCCCCAUCUGGGUUAGGUUCUCAGGGUCUUGAUUUUCGCAAGCGAGCUCUCAUGGAGAAGGGUUUUGUGUCUCAUCGUGAUAACAAAUGUAGAUUCAAGAACUUGACCCCCAGAUGCAGUAUCUCGGCCUCGAGGCCGGCUUCUCAACCUAGGUUCAUACAGCACAAAACGGAGGCGUUUUGGUUCUACAGGUUUUUGUCUAUUGUGUAUGAUCACGUUAUUAACCCUGGACACUGGACAGAAGAAAUGAGAGACGAGGCACUUGAGCCUGCUGAUUUGUAUGAUCGUAACAUGAGAGUGUUGGAUGUUGGAGGAGGGACAGGGUUCACAACUCUUGGGAUAGUGAAGCAUGUUGAUGCCAAGAAUGUUACUAUUCUUGAUCAGUCUCCUCACCAGUUGGCCAAGGCUAAGCAGAAGGAACCCCUGAAAGAAUGUAGGAUCAUAGAGGGCGAUGCUGAAGAUCUUCCAUUCCCAACUGAUUAUGCUGACAGAUAUGUUUCCGCUGGAAGUAUCGAAUACUGGCCUGACCCACAACGCGGCAUUAAGGAAGCAUACAGAGUACUGAAAAUAGGAGGCAAAGCGUGUAUUAUUGGUCCUGUACACCCAACCUUCUGGCUGUCCAGAUUUUUUGCAGAUGUGUGGAUGCUCUUCCCCAAGGAGGAAGAGUAUAUUGAAUGGUUUCAGAAGGCUGGUUUCAAAGAUGUUAAGCUGAAAAGAAUAGGUCCAAAAUGGUAUCGUGGUGUACGCCGACAUGGUCUAAUCAUGGGUUGCUCUGUAACAGGUGUGAAGCCUUUUACUGGGGACUCUCCCCUCAAGCUUGGACCCAAGGCAGAAGAUGUAAAGAAGCCUGUAAAUCCAUUUGUGUUUCUUUCUCGGUUCAUUCUCGGUGCACUUGCAGCCACUUAUUAUGUAUUAGUGCCAAUUUACAUGUGGAUUAAGGACAAGAUUGUUCCAAGGGGCAUGCCCAUCUAACUUUGUGUCCCAAAACUGGGGUGGGAUUCUCAUGUACUUCUCUAAAAUGACUGUUUGUGACAUUUUGAUGAUGAUUCUGAUGUAAAUCCUUUUGCUUUCA
Prosopis cineraria is the source of this 1392-nucleotide messenger RNA. RefSeq names its product 2-methyl-6-phytyl-1,4-hydroquinone methyltransferase, chloroplastic-like. The record is from RefSeq and is a predicted model, not a curated record. NCBI's taxonomy places the organism in Eukaryota, Viridiplantae, Streptophyta, Magnoliopsida, Fabales, Fabaceae. Gene Ontology annotation, biological process: methylation. Gene Ontology annotation, molecular function: 2-methyl-6-phytyl-1,4-benzoquinone methyltransferase activity. The coding region runs from base 264 to 1292 and encodes 342 amino acids. The transcript has 3 exons.